ACCCCCCUCCUCUGCACUUUGUACCUUUCUCGCCGCGACUGCGAAGCGGGCCGGGACAGGCCGGGCCAGACUAAACCAGACCCCGGGGGCGAUGCGGCUGCAGCCCCUGCUGCGGACUGUCCUCUGGGCCGCGCUCCUCAGCUCCCCUCUGAGAGGGAGCUCUGGUCUCCGCCACGAGGUCUAUUGGAACUCCAGUAACCCCAGGCUGCUUCGAGGAGACGCCGUGGUGGAGCUGGGCCUCAAGGAUUACCUAGACAUCUUCUGCCCACACUAUGAGAGCCCAGGGCCCCCUGAGGGCCCGGAGACCUUUGCCUUAUACAUGGUGGACUGGUCGGGCUAUGAGGCCUGCCAGGCGGAGGGGCCAGGUGCCUUCAAGCGCUGGGAGUGCUCCCGCCCCUUUGCUCCCUUUGGCCCUGUGCGAUUCUCAGAGAAGAUUCAGCGCUUCACACCCUUCUCCCUGGGCUUCGAGUUCUUGCCUGGAGAGACCUACUACUACAUCUCAGUGCCAACUCCGGAGAGUCCUGGCCAGUGCUUGAGGCUCCAGGUGUCUGUCUGCUGCAAGGAGGACAAGCCUGAGUCGGCCCAUCCUGUUGGGAGCCCUGGAGAGAGUGGCACGUCAGGGUGGCAAGGGGGGGCCACUCCCAGCCCCCUUUGUCUCUUGCUCCUGCUGCUGCUCCCAAUUCUGCGUCUCCUAAGAGUUCUCUGAGCCAAGCGGACCCUGCCACCCCCAGGACCCAGAACCCUCCCAAGACUCCCUGGAGGAGAGCCCCUGCCACCUACCUGAGCUGGGAGUGCCAAGCAGGACAGACAAAAUGGAAGAGGUCAGAGGGUCUGAGGUGACCUUCUUCCAGGUGUUGGCCUCCCCAUCUUAGGCCAAAGAGGAGCUGCAGGGGAGCAGCAGACAGCCCUGGGCUCCCUGGAGCAGAGGCGAGACAAACAUAAGGUCUCUGUCAACUGCUUUGAUGUUCUCAUCCCAUCCCCCCAGAAGCCUGGGAUUUGGUGGGAUGGAGCCUGCUCGGGACCAAGGCCGAAGACCUGGAAACAUGUGGAUUGCUGGACCAGGGCAAGGAAGAAGACCAGCCUGCCAUCUGUGCCCAGUGGUCCUCUUCCCAGGGGCAGCACCUUUUCCUCCCCAGGUGGGGGGUCACUCACUUGUCUUCUGUGAAGACGGACUUACCAUGAGGUUGAAUUCAUGGCACUGUAUUAUAUUUUUCUAAGUAUCUUUCUGAACCAAACCUUCAAUAAACCACCCAUCUUUUUGUUGCUUUCCUCAA
This is a messenger RNA of Phacochoerus africanus (Common warthog), 1274 nucleotides long. RefSeq names its product ephrin A4 (gene EFNA4). The transcript is spliced from 4 exons. Gene Ontology annotation, cellular component: plasma membrane. The record is from RefSeq and is a predicted model, not a curated record. Gene Ontology annotation, molecular function: ephrin receptor binding. Lineage: Eukaryota; Metazoa; Chordata; Mammalia; Artiodactyla; Suidae. Gene Ontology annotation, biological process: axon guidance; ephrin receptor signaling pathway. The coding region runs from base 92 to 706 and encodes 204 amino acids.